Molecule: messenger RNA, 1141 nt
Organism: Effrenium voratum
Lineage: Eukaryota; Dinophyceae; Suessiales; Symbiodiniaceae
Source: the annotation of a GenBank genome assembly
GCGCCCAAAUCUGGGGCGCGCAGGCACAGCGCCGGCCCGCGCUUUGGAUCCCGAAUUCGUCGAUGGCUUCGACCCGGAGUUCCGGAUCGAGCCUCCGAGUGAGGACAGCGCGGCGAAGAAAUUGGUUUAUGGCAAAAAGCGUCCCAGUUUGCACAGAUUCGAUACUCCGGACCUUUGGGAGCAGCAGAUGAUGCUGGAAGCAGACGCAGAUUUCAAGGAAACCGCUGUGCCGAAAGUGCAAACGACACCAGAGGCAGUCGCACAAGCGAUACAGGCAGCGCAAGUUUCGCAUGGCACACAUGCCGUUGCGACACCAGCACUUGAGGGCGAGAGCCGUGCGGCUCCGGAGCUCAAGGAGGCUUUGGCUCUACCCGCUCAGUCGGCUGCGCCGAUGAAUUUUGGCCAAGUGGCCAUGCUCCUCGUUGCUCCAGUGGUAUGCCCCCCACUGCAAGUGUCGCCCGUGUCAUCGCCCUCCGCACCGAGCCGUGGACCGCCACAGGACGUUCCCGAUCAGCCUCGGUUGCUGGGGAGAGUAGCCUCACCUCGCCCGGAGGGCGCUGAGAAGCCGCGCGGCGUGGUGGAGGCUGACCAAACACUCGUGCCAGGUGCAUUGGAUCAGAUCACGACGGAGACUGGGAGCACCAAGAUUCGGUGGUGCGUGGAUGGGCAGAAGCUGGAGUCACACGCGGAAAAGCUGAUAAGCCCUGAGUUCAAAUUAGGUGUGCCAGGGCAGGAGAGUCAGCCUUUCCGCAUCAUGAUCCUGGCGAAUCAGACCGGGGGCAAGCAUGGCGCUGGUUUUAAGAAGGCCAAAGGCCGCAGCACCAUCGAGAUCAAGUGCCUGGGCUCCUUCGAGGGCCCCGCCACGGGCAUGUUGGUGACGGUGGGCUUUGGCAGCCGGAAACAGAAGGCCCGGGAGCUGGUGAGGCACAGCUUCGCGGAGAAGAGCUGCUGCCCCCUGCCCAAGGGCAGGGACCCGGUCUGGGAUUUGAAGGCGGCCUUGUGUAAGGAGACCAAAUGCGUGGACAUUUGUAUAGAGAUCCUGCCAUUUCUGUAAUUCAGCGCCUGCGAACGACAGGCAGAAUUGAGAAGUCUCACUCGCACUCUACCUGGCACAGGGGUCCUUCUGUCCUUUUUGGGUGAU